CUGCGACUAUCCACUGCAGCUCUCUCUCGUCACACUCCUUUCAUUGUUUCCUUUUUCUCAUUUCCUCACUGACACACACAGACUCACUCUGUGACUGACUGAGGCUGAAAAAUAGGCACUUCUCUUGAAUUUCUGCGCGCACUCCCUCCUGAAAAGUCGAGGCUGCAAGCGGAAUAUUGAUUGAUACAUUGUUGCAUCAUCUAAAACUCUGCCCAGACUUAUUUCUUGCGAAAAGUGAGGGAAGAAAAAAGACACCCAGUUGGUCUAAGCUCGCUCCUCGCCCUGCAUUCUCUUUUUUCGCCCAUCGAAGGAUUCAAAGCCUCGAGUUUCAGUUUAUAACCCAAAAACGCAAGUCGCCGAGCGCAAUAGUCAUAACAAUAAGCCGGCAACAUGACUCGCUCCAGCCUCUCCAUCACCUACUUCGCAUUUACGGCGCUUCACUUUGUCUGUUUUGCGCUUGCAAUCACCGUCUGCGGCCUCUACGGUACCGACUUGCAGCGGGCGAAGAAGUUUGACGACUAUACCAACUCCAAAUGGGUCUAUGCCGUCGUAGUCGGUGCAUUGUCGGCAGCUACAUGCGCUCUCUACUUCAUCCCCUUCAUCAUUGAGGCUGGCAGCAUAUUUGUUGCCUCCUGGGAUGCAAUCCUUUUUGUCCUGUGGAUCACUCUCUUCGGUGUCUUUGGCAAGCUGUACAUUCACGAGAAUGCCCAUGGCAACGGCAACAUCGAGCGCAUGAAGCACGCCGUCUGGGUCGACCUCACCAGCGCACUGCUCUGGCUGAUUGCGACCUUUGCCACUCUCGCGUACUGGUGGAAGCAUCGCAACGCCCGUACCGUCUUUACUGGCCGUGCCAAAGUCUAGAGGCCUUUCGCGCGCCAUAGUCCCGUUAAGCGAAGCAGGUGAUGAGCACACCUAUAUCAUGUCCAAUCUUACCCGCAAACGGCAUGAGGGGCGUCCAUCUGCGGCAAUUUUAGCGAUUUUUUCAUGGGAUAUCCGAUAUGUGUUGAGAUAAUGCGGGCAAAAUGGGAGAGAGAAGAAAGGAGGAAAGUAAUUAGUACAUUAAUGAUAUGAUACCCCUCUGGUUUGCUUGGGAGUGUAGUAGGACGUGGGGAAGGGGACAUGGGAUAUGAGACAAAGGAGACUCGCAAGAGUGACAUUGGCCCUGUUUGUCGUUUGUCGUGUGCGUACUCCGUAGAUGCAACAUAAAUGGACAGAUGGUGAGAGAGAAAAAAUCCCCAUGUAUAGGCCUCUUACUUUGUUCGUAGAAUAAUCAAUUAGUUUUCUCAGUUUGGAGCCAUUGACAACAUCUCAUGAGUGUCUCCA
Trichoderma asperellum CBS 433.97 is the source of this 1323-nucleotide messenger RNA. RefSeq lists its product as uncharacterized. The record is from RefSeq and is a predicted model, not a curated record. NCBI's taxonomy places the organism in Eukaryota, Fungi, Ascomycota, Sordariomycetes, Hypocreales, Hypocreaceae.